UGCGACGGAUUUGCGCGAAAUGUUAUAAGACCACUCGCACAUCUGCCACAAUAUUUGCGACAGAUUUACGAUGAACUUUAUAAUAUCCGUCGCAAAUCCGUUGCAAAAUUUGUAAUGGUUCUGGUCUAUCACUUCGAAGGGCAUACGUUCUUUUUCUUCGGGUAUCCCUUCGAGUUCUUCUCCAUCCCAAAUGAACAUAUGUGUUGCACACUUUGAAUGAACAACAUAAGAGCAAAUCAAGCAAGAAUAUGCUCCACACUCUCCAUUAACAGGCUCACGACAUACCCCACAAAUCCACUUCCCCGGGCCAAGAGAGGCAACGCGAGAGAUGCGGUGGUCGUGGCGAUUGAUGUGUAUAACACGUGGUAAGGAGAUGCAUUCUCUGUGUACUAUGAAACAACAUUGAUGACAAACACACGGGUAGUUUGAACUGUAUAACCCACAUGCAUCACAAGUGAAGGAGAGAUUUAUCGGUAUCUGGUGGAGCUCAUGCUCGUGGGCUUCAGCUGCGUUCAAGAUCAGAGGUUCUCUCGCACAUUGGAUACAUAUAAGAAAAGCACAUUGUGAACAUUGAUACAAUGGUUCAAACUCAAGGUCUUCACAUAGAGAGCAUGAUUCAAAACCUCUACCAGACCUUGUGUCAGACCUUAUGAGCUGGAGAGGGUGUUUAUGUCGAGAAGGAAUGUUGACGUUGAUGCAUUCCUCGUGGACAUAAAAAUCGCAGAAAUCACACUUGUAGCCUUGCUUGUUGUCAUGGCCAUCUUUGUAACAGGCAUAGCAUUUUGAUGAGAUUUUUGUAGACUUUAGACGAAAAUCACCAUGAGAGGGGCAUAGUUUUAAAUCUAUGUUGGUCCAUUCUUCUUCCAUCUUUUAUAGGAAAUUUUUUUAGUUUCUCUUCUCCUUUUCUUCUUCUUUCAGAGAAAAUUUGUUUUAUAUUAAAAAAGAACAAUA
Thlaspi arvense is the source of this 951-nucleotide messenger RNA. The record is from the annotation of a GenBank genome assembly. Lineage: Eukaryota; Viridiplantae; Streptophyta; Magnoliopsida; Brassicales; Brassicaceae.